This is a messenger RNA of Neohortaea acidophila, 2751 nucleotides long. RefSeq names its product DDHD domain-containing protein. Gene Ontology annotation, molecular function: metal ion binding; glycerophospholipase activity. The transcript has a single exon. Gene Ontology annotation, cellular component: cytoplasm. The record is from RefSeq and is a predicted model, not a curated record. Lineage: Eukaryota; Fungi; Ascomycota; Dothideomycetes; Mycosphaerellales; Teratosphaeriaceae. Bases 1 to 2751 code for a protein of 916 amino acids.
AUGGCCAGUGAAGCAAACCAAUACAUCCGCAAAGCCCUGCACAACACCCCGCCUCCCCCUCCCAUCCGCGCGAGAUUCUUCUACGCGAGUCCUGUCCCCAUCGACGAUCCGCUGUCUCCGUUGCCGCCUUCGACGCAAGGAAGUGCUUCGGCGAAGCAGCCGGCCAAGGCUUUCUCGGAAUAUGACAAUAUUGCUUUGGACAAGGCGUGGCAUGAGUUGAGGCAGAGGGUUUUGAAAUUUCGGGGCAAGCAGAAUGAGAGGAGUAGGAGCAAGGAGACGAGUAGGACGAGAGCGAGGGCUGGGAGUGUCAGGGAUGGGCGGAGACGAUCAGACUCGGCGACCAACUCGAUUGCUUCCCGCUCUAGAGUUGCUCGAUCGGCUGCCGCGAGAUCAGGUAUCAUGGAAGAUUCCGAGGACGAGGACGAGGGAGCAGCAGAUGACUCGCAUUUACCCAUCACGGCUGCUGAAGUCUCCACUUCGCCAAAUACUACCGGCAAUCCGUUUAUUCGAGCUCCUUCUCGGACAAAGAUACGAGCGCUGCAGCAGGAAGAGAGAGCGGCGCGGCCGAAGAUGGCGACCCGCGAUACGUACGAAUGGGACGACGCAUCGCAUCUAGCAGAACACAGUCCUGCUCCAGAAGUACGGGAGAAAGACGAAGAUCCUCACGCGAAAGUCGUGGUGGGAGUCUCGAGAUUGCACCAAGUGGAAAUGCCGGAAUUGCAGAUGACGCCUAUCUAUUGGACGCCCAUACAGGACACCGCACCCGUCGUGAGGGGCACAUGGUUUUAUCAGGAUACGAUGCUGCCUGUGGAGACGGCUGUGGCGAAUAUGCUCGAAGCCGGCUACGUUGAUCGGCAAGUCUGGACGGAGACGUGGAAGGAUGAACUCAACAGUGCCGUAGAGGUGGGUGCGGCUGGCGAGAUGAAAAUUGUGCACAAGCUAUGGCCAGAACAAAUGCCAGACAGUCGUCCUGUGAGCAGGCGCGGAACGGCGGACGUCUUCACCGAUGACAUCGUCCAGGAAGCAACAUCAGCGCUGGUCGAGGAUCCGGACACCCCAGAGCAGGCGCGAGAGAAAGCUGUACAAGCUGCGUGUGCAAUCAUCGACAUUGCUUCUGGAGCGAACGGAGCCGACAACAAAGCCUCUGGAACACCGGUAUACGGCUAUCAAGGGCAAGUCCGGUCCUUUGCGGACUUUGGAGUCAUUUAUGCCAAUAAGAAGGAAGCACGCCUGCUCAAGCCCAGCUUGAUGCCGUCUGAAUACUUUGGCCGCAGACCGCUUGCCAAUUACAUCCGCAAAGGGUACAAACUUGGUAUUGCCGUCGUUCGAGGUUUCGACCAAGCGCUGUGGAACAAAUUACACCCGCCCAAAACGACAGCCAAAGCGGAGAAAGCGAACAGGGGUGCGGCGGCGAGUUCCGCAACAGCGCCGGCCAUACCGCCGCACGUCACAAGCAAGGCCGAUGUGGGAAUCGGAGACGCAGACCGGCCGCAAGUCACAGAUCUGAUACUCAUUGUGCACGGCAUAGGGCAGAAAUGGGCGAGUCGCUAUGAAAGCUUUCACUUCACCCACGCCAUCAAUUCAUUCCGCCGUGAGAUCAACGUGGAACUCGGCAGUCCCGAGAUUCGCGCGCGACUGCGAGAUGGGUUGGGCGGGAUUAUGGCGUUACCGGUGAACUGGAGACAUUCGCUUUCCUUCGAGGAAGGAGGCUAUCGGGACGACGAUUCGACCGUCAACGAGUUUUCUCUCGCUGACAUCACGCCCGAGACGCUCCCUUCGGUGCGAAAUAUAGUGUCGGAUGUGAUGCUGGACAUCCCGUACUACAUGUCGCACCACCAGAGCAAGAUGAUCUCUGCGGUGAUUAGAGAGGCAAAUCGCGUGUACCAGCUGUGGUGCAAGAACAAUCCCGGCUUCGCGAAGAACGGACGUGUGCAUCUCAUUGCGCACAGUCUGGGGAGUGUCAUGGCCAUUGAUAUUUUGUCAAGACAGCCAACCAUCGUUCCCGACCGGCUGUCCGAUCCCACCACCAUCAACCUGGAAAGCGAGCAUCUGGAACACUUCCUCUUCAACACCUCCAACCUCUACCUCGCAGGCUCGCCAGCCGGCUUCUUCCUCCUGCUCAAGAAAGCCCAGCUUCUCCCCCGAAUCGAUCAUCCCUCCGCGGUAGCCCUGGAGGAUCCCUCAUCCAACACCAGCACCAUCUGCGGCGAGCGCGGCCAAUACGGCUGCAUAGCAGUGGAAAACGUGUACAACAUCAUCAACCCCUACGAUCCCGUUGCCUACCGCAUGAACGCCGCCGUCGACGCAGCCUACUCCGCGAGUCUCAAACAAGCACACAUCCCCUCCGCCACUCCGGGCUGGUUCGGCGUGGGAACCAAAACGUCACUCUUCAGCGGCAAAACAUCCAGCAUCAAACCCACCGCCGCAAAAAACACCGCCUCAACAACACCCACCACGACCCUUCCCCGCCUGCCCUCCAAUGUUGAGCUGGAAACGCACAACUUCACGCGCGAAGAGCGGGCGGAGAAGCGCAUGUACCUGCUCAACGACAACGGGCAGAUUGACUUUUUCGUGCGCUACGGCGGUGGCGCGUUUGACAUUCAGUAUUUGACGAUGCUGAGUGCGCACAGUAGUUACUGGUUGUUGAAGGAUUUUGUGCGCAUGGUUGUUACCGAGACGGGGAGGAGGGAGGGGAAGCAGGGCGCGUUUUUGGGGAUGAGGGCGGAGAAGAGGAGGAAGGGGCCGAGAUGA